AUGACGAAGACUAGAGCGCAAAGAUCGAACUCACCUGACGACGAUGCAGAUCGUGCGUCGGCCCCCAUCUUCACCCCCAUCUUGCCGCCGAGGAUCACCAGCACGUCCCACGCUGCUUUGGUGAAGUGGCGGAAGGAACGCCGCGAGUACGAAUACACUAUCCUCAACCGUGCGAAGGGUGAGACGGACGAUCUGAUUGUCCCGAUCAAAAACACGUUCGACGAAGGACUGCUCAGGCAGUGGUGUCGCUUGCGUUGGAAGAUGUCCAUGUCGGACGUCACCGACGAGACCAUUCUCACCGAGGUGGACAAAAUCAUCUCGGCGGUGAGAAACAACAGUGUGCCGGAUAUUGACCAGGAAAUGGCCGAGCACCUACGCAUGGAUUUAAGUGAGAGUGACCAAUUGUGCUCCAUUUUGAUCAAGUCGCUCGAACCAAAGGCACUUCGCGAGGAAGUCGAUCGGACUGCACGUUUUCAAACGUGCAAAGCGCGCGAGGACGAGGUGGUUCUACACGACUUGAUUCUCGAGAAAGCCCUCGACCACGAGAAGGCCUACCAGAGCCAACGACGCGCCAAGCGCCACCGUGAUCGCGGGGAUCACCGACCAAAAACCACGCCAACACCAUGCCCACACUGCGGUGACCUCCAUUGGUUCUCCGAGUGUAGUAAGGCCACGGAUAGUGAGAAAGCUGAAAUACGCAGGAAAUUGCGUGCUCAGCGUGGCGACCAAACCAAACGCGAGCUCAUGCUUCGCGACCCUGCGAUCAAACUGACCCGGCUCAGUACACCAUUGGUAAUUGUCUGUGUUGCCGACCAUGCGAUUACCUGCACCACAUCGGUGCAACUUCGGGUGCUUUUGAACACCGCGUCUGGGCCAGUCGCAAUUCAUGAACCUGUGGAAUGCCUCGUUAUCAAUGAUGACGAUCCAGAA
Molecule: messenger RNA, 930 nt
Organism: Phytophthora sojae
Lineage: Eukaryota; Oomycota; Peronosporomycetes; Peronosporales; Peronosporaceae
Exons: 4
Source: RefSeq, a predicted model, not a curated record